CAAAGGUGACGACCAUCUCGGCAGCGGAUCGCGGCCACUAUUGGUGAUAAGCACAGUGUUCGUUAAGCAUUUUGCUAUAAAGGCCGUCCGUACUAUUUGAGGGCUGCAGCUCACGAAGCCCAAACCAUUCUGAAACGUUGAGCAGCCCGACCACCCGGAAACUCGAGUCUCCGGUCGUGGGAGAAAUUCAACCUAACUUCUAUCGGCAGAAUCAAGUAGGUGUCCGGGGGGGGAACAUUAGCUUCAAAGGAAGCUCUCAGAAGGGGUGGUGCGAAAACGCGCCGAACGCGUAUGCCAACACCCCAGGGUAGCGCCAUUCAAUUCUGCGGUCGGCCGUUACGCUCGAUCAAUGACGGACGAGCUAGAGUCUACUGGUAGUACUGAAGACACGUACGCUGGGAAAGAGGAUGCUUCAUCAGAACUGAACCUGACGCCGGCGCCAGAAGCAACUCUGAGUGCAUACCUCCUCCUUCGGGCACAAGAGCUUUGGACACGGUACAGCGAAAAUUCCGAUUUUAUCCCAUACGCAAACGUACUACCUCUUGUGGAAGAUCUGGAGAAUGAGCACCGUAUUCAGAUUUUCACAGUGAAAGAACGGUCUGGUCUCCGACAACUAUGCGAGGAAUUGGCGUCCUGCGAUCCGACCAGAGGUUUCGACGCGGAGGAAUUCUUGGGACUGUUUCAGCGUGCGCGUCCUACAGCCAUGGCGACACCAUCACCCCCACCACGAGUGCUUCGUACUCCGACACCACCACCAACACGACAGAUACUACCAACAUUACCAUCAACCGUGCGCAUGCCUGGACGGUUCCCCUCUGCUCAGAGAGCAGCGAAAGCGGCACGUCGACGGUCAGUACACAGUCCAACGUCCAGCCCAACGGCUCGGCGAGCCGGAGGCACACAAUCCCCGAAUUAUCUUGACCAAUUUGAGAUACAUACCCCUGGGUCAGCGUCCCCUCGGUCUCGUUCGAACACCAAUAGCCCAGAUUUUGAAGUGAUUGAAGCCGGCGGUAUGAGUACCUAUGGUGCUAACGAGCCAUACUCCGUGUAUGCGGGCGCCGUAAGAACCCCCGAGAUGUUCUGGAGCCCUAGGGCAACUUUUUCCGACACUAGCAGCUCUUUGUCUUCAUCACCUCGCAAGAAUCUGUUUAGUGAUUCUGAAGCUGAUGUAGAUGGGAGCCCAUUUCAUUCUGCUCCCAGAAGCCCUUUCAGUGAGGAAGACGACGACGACACGAUAACUUCUCAAAUCGGGACAAUAUCUUCAUUAAAGCGCCGAUGUUCUGAAAUCACACGACGUUUUCACGAGUCGGAAAGGUCUCAUCGGCGUGCCGAUGAUCAGAUUCAUGAGCUUCAGCGCAAAGUGGAUGAGUUGGAGGCCGAACUUACAGCCAAGAGGAAAGAGUGCGGGGAUGUGCGGAGCAGAGAGGAGUUAUUGCUGCUGCAAAUGGAAGCUCUUGAAACUUCGAUAGUUUCUUUAAAGAAGCAGCUGACAGCAUCAAAAAGCAACAGCAUGCACCUGCGUCAUCAACUGGAGCAGCAAACAGCUGCCAACAAAAAACUUGCCGAUAUGUUGCAAUGGAAGGAAUCUGAACUCGCCACAUCAGAGACGAACCUCCAGCAUUUCGAACGCGACCUACAAAGGACAUUGGACGACAAGGGGCGUUUAGAGGAUGAUAUACAAAGACUCGAACGCGAUGUGGAAAAGGCUGAUGAUCUGAUGAAUGAGCUACGAAAGGAAAAUCUGGAGUUAAAGGAAACCAUUGAAACUCUCAAAGCCAACUUAGAGGAGCUAGGCAAUAGUUCACGCCCACCGAGAACCAUGGAAAUGCUUCGUGAAGCGCCAUCUACUUCAAAGCCAUUGAACCAGGAAAUGGAGUGCUCGGAUUCAACUUAUGGUUCAGAGUCUGGUCAGGAGGAUGGGAAUACACACCCCUCCCACGAAUCCCGCAAGGGCCAUCGACGAAGAGAAUACAAGCAUCAGGCUAGAUUUAUGGUGAUGCCCGAUCCGGAUAUGGACUCGUUAACUUUUUCGCCGUCCAAGGGAAAACUAAUUAACAUGCCGCAUAUGGUAGUUACCCUUGCCUCGCCAAAUUCCGGGGUUCCAGUCAGUUCUCCCUCCAAAAUGCCCAAGUCGCCAUCAAAACGUCCUAGAUCCCCUUUCAAACCCACAGUUGAAGAACUGGAGGAAAUGCUACAAGAAAGACCUUUUCUACCGUUGAUCCCCGUUAUUACGGAGUGGCAAGAUAUGACUACCCAGACUGAACCUUCCCACGCGCCGGACGCAUCAAUUCAAACAUCUCCCACAGCGCCAUUACUGGAUCAUGUCCUUUCGAUUGAUAUACCUCAGCUGAAAUCGACGCAGUCAAUUGCUGUGCAAUCUGACACGCUUUCAACUCAGACCAGUGCGAAGGCUACCCAAACAAUUGGCAUGGCACUCACGUCAAUGUAUGGAACACGUCGUAGUUCCAUUGGACUACAAUCGCAAUCUGCUCUUCUGCUAGCGUUGCAAUCAAAGGCGACGCAAACCGAGGGAGCAGUCUCAUUGAAACCGGAAUGUUCGAUUGGCACACAGAAGGGCAUUGGGUGUGUUGGAUAUUCUGACGAGGGAAUACAGACUGACGAGAUUUCAAAGUCGGAUCAAUCGGUGCAGUUCGGGGCAGGGAUGGGUCAACGACUUGUGCAGGGUGUGCAAACAGAUGAAGUGGUUCGGCAUGAGGCGUGCGUUGGUAUACAGGCGGGUCCAGGUAUCAUCGACUCAUGUGACAAAGGAGUGCAAACAGGAGGAAAGAUAGCAAUCCGGCCCGACUGUAUGGUUUCCGUACAGGCGGGUUCGGGCUUGAUAUCUGGACUUCAACAGGAAGUGCAAACCAUGGAGCAAUUUCCGGUACGCCCGGACUGUAGCGUUGGACUGCAAACAACAGCAGACAUCAGUUCAGCAUCUACCCAGACUGAUAGGUCGCACGAUGAGGUUCCGAAAUGCGAAGUGGGCACGCAAUGUCUAGUAGCAACGACUGAAACGCAAAGCAAAGUCGUGCAAGCGGAGGCAGUGAAGACAUCAAUUGGCGUUCAAUCGGAGCAGGUCGUCCCAGUUGUUCAUAACAAGUGGUUGCAGACUGAGGACCCAGAAGUGUGUAGCCAAAAUAUUGGCAUACAAACUGGGGUUGGCUUGGUUGAAACCUACGGGAAGGGAGUUCAAACGGAUGAGGACGCUCGACUUAAAGCGUUGGAAAAAGCGAUCAGAAAGCAGGUGGAGAGGGAAUUUGCAGCCCGGGAGGCGAUGAGAGAGCGCGAGGAAUUGGAUGACGAGCGUUUAAGGGGCCUCACAGAGAUUUUGACAUCCGUUGAAACAGAGAACCGCCGACUUCGGGAAAAUAUUGUAAACCUGCAAGACGAGGUCCUGGAAACACGGCGCAUCCUCAACUUCCGUAAACAUUACGAUGCGGAGGCAGAUCGGUGGAUUCAGGCCCUGAAGCGGGAUGUGACGCAAACGGAGAAUACUGUACAGGAUGCACAGAGAGAACUCCAAAAACAAACUGGUCGUAACGUCCAGCUAACCGAACGUGUCAGCGAGCUGAAAAAACAAAUCAUUGAAUACCGAGCGACUAUCGCAGAACUGACCCUUCAAGUAUCGAAGCACAAUACAUCCCAGCCCACCACAGUACGACCCCGGCGCAAAACCGUCAGUAUUCAAACCUUGGUUUCUUUCACACCCGCUGACACAUGGUCCGAUGACGAAUUGUCAAUUGGUCAUCGCCCGAAGCAAGUGCCAUCAACACCGAAACCGCGAGUGCCAGCUACCACCACAUGGUUCCAAACUCUGGUAAUGAUGACUAUUGCGUGCCUUAUCACCAUGUACUACACAGCAUGGUGGGUCGACCCCGAGAUGGAACAGCACCCUUACGGAAUUUUCGAUUGGACCCUAAUUCGGUUGCAUGAGAUGCUGUUCGGUGAGAUUAAGUGGAUUGUGCCCACUUGAGGUUGGGUGCGUAUACUGGGAGGUUGGAUGGUCUGGAUGGUCGGCGUGGUCGCGCCUCCGGAUUUUUAUGUUAAUAAUAAAGAACCAUGCCUGUAGAUAUGUAACGGAAAAUAUGGGAUCGGAACCUGUACGCAGUGGGAAAAUUACUGAUUUUAAUCUGUCCGAAAUAUAUUAACAUUAUAGCAAGAUAAAA
This is a messenger RNA of Spizellomyces punctatus DAOM BR117, 4169 nucleotides long. RefSeq lists its product as uncharacterized. The transcript has 13 exons. The coding region runs from base 350 to 3976 and encodes 1208 amino acids. The record is from RefSeq and is a predicted model, not a curated record. NCBI's taxonomy places the organism in Eukaryota, Fungi, Chytridiomycota, Chytridiomycetes, Spizellomycetales, Spizellomycetaceae.